This is a messenger RNA of Clavispora lusitaniae ATCC 42720, 1584 nucleotides long. It is a transcript of the gene CCT3, whose product is annotated as chaperonin-containing T-complex subunit. Lineage: Eukaryota; Fungi; Ascomycota; Pichiomycetes; Serinales; Metschnikowiaceae. Gene Ontology annotation, cellular component: chaperonin-containing T-complex. The record is from RefSeq and is a predicted model, not a curated record. Gene Ontology annotation, molecular function: ATP-dependent protein folding chaperone; ATP binding; ATP hydrolysis activity. Gene Ontology annotation, biological process: protein folding.
AUGCAAGCACCAGUGGUCUAUCUCAACGCUUCCACAGAAAGACAAAGUGGGCGUCAGGCGCAGGUUUCCAACAUCACCGCAGCAAAAGCUGUGGCUGACAUCAUCAGAACAUGUUUGGGUCCUAAGGCUAUGUUAAAGAUGCUUUUGGAUCCGAUGGGUGGCAUUGUGUUGACCAACGACGGACAUGCUAUUUUGAGAGAAAUCGAUGUGUCCCACCCAGCAGCAAAGUCCAUGAUUGAACUAAGUAGAACUCAGGACGAAGAAGUGGGAGAUGGAACUACUACUGUCAUCAUUUUGGCUGGAGAGAUCUUGGCGCAGACUUUCCCAUACAUUGAGAAGAAUUUGCAUCCUGUCGUGAUCAUUCAGGCCUUGAAGCAGGCGUUGAGCGACGCUUUGGAAAUCAUUCACCAAGUUUCUGUUCCGGUGGACAUUGAGAACGAUGAGGCCAUGAUUAAGUUGAUCAAGGCUUCUAUUGGCACUAAAUACAUCAACAAAUGGCUGCAAAAAAUGUGUGAGUUGUCGUUAAGGGCCGUGAAGACAGUUGCCGUGAAGCAAGGUGACUACAAAGAGAUUGACAUCAAAAGAUACGUGCGUGUGGAGAAAAUUCCUGGUGGCGAAGUUGCCGACAGUGAGGUAUUGGAUGGUAUUAUGUUGAACAAAGAUGUUACACACCCCAAGAUGAAGAGACGGAUUGAAAACCCCCGUAUCAUCUUGUUGGACUGUCCGUUGGAGUACAAGAAGGGUGAGUCGCAGACGAACAUUGAAAUCACGAAGGAGGAAGACUGGAACCGUAUUUUACAGAUUGAAGAAGAGCAAGUGCGUUUAAUUUGUGACCAACUUUUGGAAUUCAAACCCGAUGUUGUGAUCACCGAAAAGGGUGUCUCCGAUUUGGCUCAGCACUACUUGUUGAAGGGAGGUGUUACUGCUUUGAGAAGAGUCAAGAAGUCCGACAAUAACAGAAUUGCCCGUGCCACAGGCGCCACAAUCGUCAACCGUAUCGAGGACUUGAAGGAGUCCGAUGUGGGUAUCAAGUGUGGUCUCUUCAAUGUGGAGCUUAUCGGAGAUGAGUACUUCACCUAUCUCGUCAAGUGCAAGGACCCUCAAGCAUGUACUGUGUUGUUGAGAGGAGCAUCGAAGGAUAUCUUAAACGAGGUUGAGCGCAACUUGCAAGACGCUAUGGCGGUCACCAGAAACGUAAUGUUCGAACCAUCAUUGAGUCCUGGUGGAGGCGCCACAGAAAUGGCUGUGAGUGUCAAGCUUUCAGAAAAAGCCAAGACUAUCGAGGGUGUCGCUCAGUGGCCAUACCAGGCGGUCGCCGAUGCAUUUGAGGUCAUCCCAAGAACAUUGGUUCAGAAUUGCGGAGGUAAGCCAAUCCGCGUUUUGGCCCAAUUGAGAGCAAAGCACGCAGAGGGUGAACACACUUUUGGAAUUGAUGGAGAGUUAGGCAAGGUUGUGGACAUGAACGAUUACGGGAUUUGGGAACCGGAGGUGAUCAAGCAGCAAUCGAUCAAAACCGCAAUUGAAAGCGCUUGUCUCUUGUUGCGUGUGGAUGACAUUGUCAGUGGUGUUCGCCAGCAGGAGUAA